Toxoplasma gondii ME49 is the source of this 7006-nucleotide messenger RNA. It is a transcript of the gene SRS35B, whose product is annotated as SAG-related sequence SRS35B. Bases 889 to 1431 code for a protein of 180 amino acids. The transcript has a single exon. The record is from RefSeq and is a predicted model, not a curated record. Lineage: Eukaryota; Apicomplexa; Conoidasida; Eucoccidiorida; Sarcocystidae.
GAAUGUGUGAUGAGCACGGUCGAUCCUUUGUCUGAGGCGGAUACACUUGCCCUUGUGCACAAUCACUGACAGCCCGUGGCCCUGGUAAUCCGAGGAAAGCCCCCGGUUCUGAGACAUUCCGAUCCUUGAGUUGUCUGCACAUCGACACUGGAUCCGAUGUCAAAAUAUAAUUUUUAUUUCCCGGGGAAAGCCGUUCUCUAGUCUCACACCUUGAUACCAAUGUCAUUUCCUUCAGUGUUCCGAUGGCUCUUGCGUACGCACAGAAAACCGUUGGUCGUACAAUGUUGUGUACGGUAAAAGCAACAACUGAAAAGUUGUUCCUUGAGCGUUCUCGCUGUCGCCACCGUUGCAGCUGGAAUCGGUACCGCGGUCUUCUGAUCAGGCACAAAGGCAUGAUCCCACGAUCAGGCAGGCGGCAACAUCCGCAGACAUCUACCGCUGGCAUACACCGAACUACCACGCAGAAGAAGAUGCGUGUCAAGACCUAGACAGCAAAUAAGGGUAUUCCCUACUGGCAGAGAUGCGUCGUGUGCGUGUAUGAUUGUUAUAAUACGGAAGUGUGAAGGCGUGUUUUUUACUCGUAUAUCUGUGACGUGAACCGAUUAUCGUGACGGUGAGUGUAACGGGUUUUUUUCCAGGGGAAGCUGACGCUUCGCCCGUUUCUCCGAGCCUCCAGUGGUGCUACAGUGGCGUGUCUGUUUUGGCUCACCGUCCAACUCUAGAAAGAGUGUGUAUCGCCCGUGGAGUUUAUCUUGCGCCUCAGCAGUGUUUCGUGUUUUUGUAAAGAGGUACACUACUACGAUCACGUUGUGUCAUCCCAAAAACAUAGUGGAUUGACAGUCUCUGGUUUGCGCUCGUCCUGGUACUCAACGACGCGCGGUGUGCAAAAUGGCAAGUGGCAGGCGACCGUUAUCAGCGGUCAGCGGGUUCUGUAGAAGCAUUGCCGUUGUGUUACUUCUUUCUGUUACUCAGCGUACAUACCUUUCGAGCGGGAAGAGUUGGUCGGAGACCAUAUCGAAUGCCAUUAAACACGACCAAACAAAAACGGGUGUAGUCGAACCAGGAGAAACGGUCAGUAUCGUGAAUACCUCGGGACGUGACCUUGUGUAUCUGCCUCCAGACAACAAACAAGUUUACAAUGUUGCAAGUGACGUGUGCCAGGUAACAAUUCCGACACUGCUGUCUACGUUGUUUGCUACGUCAGAUGAUAUAGAGUGGGUCGUGACGGGGAACACAAGAACUCUAAUAAUUCCGUCUGACGUCGUACCGCCAAACGUGACAGUCCAGUUUUGCUUUCAGGUGAUGGACACUGAGAAAAACAAACGUCUAACAGCGGUAAUCAAAGUCGCGGGAGCGAAAGGCCUCUCAACCAAGGUGUGUUUGUUCCUCGGUCUGCCUCUGUUGGUGGUGAUGACGGCGUUCGUAUCGUGACUGUGACUGUAUUUCCUUUUUGUAAAUCAUGACCGACCAAUCGACUGCGGUUGGCGAAGGAGGGUGCAUCAGUGCGCUUUGCCGAGGAAACAAAUACCAGAACAACGCGUCCAUAUAUCGUCUGUAUCUUGGCGGUGAAGUAGAGGGGAUACUCGCCGGAGCAUUCCACUGCUAUGUUCGUCCAGCUGGAAGUCUUCAGUGAUGGAGCAAAGAGUGUCUCGGGUCUUGCCCUGAUCGGAUGGAUCCACACUGGUGUUUCAAAAACAAAAUUCGUGUGUCACACAUCUGUAUGAGCGCCUCAGACUUCGAUGAUCAAUCUGGAUAGACCGUGUCACUGAACUCCCGAGCACAUCUGCGCGUGCUGUUGUUACGCUGAGUGGGUCGUACCAGAGGGAAUGCCAUACUUGAUGCAAACGGUAUUUGCCGUAAGGCGUAAUCAGCGGCGCCUCCGUGAUUCCGAUAUUUUCGUGGCGGUCGGAAAAGAAAGUACGAUAUUCGAUCGACGUUCCCGUUCCCGGGCUAGUCGCGAAUUGGUAGCUAAAUAUAGUGGCAGCUGCAGGUACAGGGCCAACAGUGAAUAAACCUAAGCGUGCGCCAAUGCAAACUGGCGCUUCUGCAGGAGAGUUUGAUGUGAACGACACAGAGACAAGUGGCAUACCGCCAUAACAACAGUAAGACGUCUUUAGAAUGUGCGUGGAGAAGGUAUUUCCGGUACCAAUGUGACACUUUUUAGUAGGCGCUCCGUCAUACCGAGGGUGAAAGCAUUCGUUCUACCACCAGGCAGUGAUCCUCCCCAAUCAAAUAUGCCGCGGGCCGAACGCUGUGCUGUGCGUGCCCGUGCUCAUGUCGUGGCCAAGCGCAUACAUUAAGUUGCCUCUUUGUACAAAUACCUCAUUACAGCGUACUGAUGCCAAGACGCCUCCCAUAGGUGUUGGAUACUUCACGAAUCCAGAAGCCACCUGGCGCCUUAUCUUGCUUAACGACUCUGUGCGAUCCGAUAAUUCUGAAACACGACGCUCUAGGAUGUCACUCUUCUGCGCCGAGGCCGAUGGCACGAGAAAGAGUUGUGGUUUGAGUGGGGCCGCAUAUUCGGUUCGUUUGUCUGAUGACACGUCACUAAUGGUCUGAAAGAGACUUUGUUCACAAAUACAGCUUGCCAGCGCGCCCAAAAAUAAAAUAAAGUAGGCACUAGGUAUCCCACAUCGAGGACGAAUUAUUGUCAUAAUUGGAUUUCUUGCGCUUGUACGGAAACCCCCCAAGAGGGGAACGGGCACGGUUCGCAAUAGAGAGACACGUGUUGCAACGCCAGCACCUCCCUUCUCUCAAAAUUAUAUCUGUCGCGGAUCGCAUGAGUUCAGCACACAGUAGAAAUCGGGGAAGGCGCUAGGAGUGCGAAUACCACGGAGUCCCACGAACAAUAAAACCCACGGCCAUCCCGGACGCCCCUCACAGCCGCUGUACCCGAUGAGGCAGUCGGAUGGCAGAGGAACGGGCACCGUACUGCGGCAACUCGGCCACACACUGCCACGAAGCGAACGACCACAACUGGGCAUGAUACAAAUCACAUAAUCGUUGAUAAUUCGCCCACCAUCGUUUGCUGGUGUUGCACUAACCACUGUUGCUCUCUUCCCCUUGUCUGUCCCUUGACGCCUGUAGUGCAAGCGUGCCAACCUGUCACCAGGAUCUCUCCUCGAUUCAGCAGGAACCACGACGACAGCUGGUUCCCGUGCAGGUGGCUUCCCUAUUCAUUCGACGCGGUCUGGCUGUAAGUCCAUGUUCUCUAGAAAGACUGCGAACACGUUCUCGCCUCCGUUUCCCGUUCGAGACUGUUCCUCCCCUAACCCGCCUUUGUGUUCAUUCCCCGAUUGCAUGCCAGUCACCAGUCAUUUCCUACCGCCGGAAGCUGCUGCUGGGGGCACCUUCUUUCGAGAGGGCGUUGUCGCCGCUGCGGCAGCAGACGUAGCAGACAUGAAUUUGCCUGCCCCAUCACUUUCACUAAUCAAACUUGAGCCACAUGUACCCCUGUUAUCGCUCACACUUUUGGAACGUCGUUUCUUGUCAGCCAGUGUUUUUCGCUGUGUCGGAGGUGUGCCAUGUAGCACUACUGUGGCAGCAUACCCCGCGGCGAAUUCGGUUCCGCUACCUGUCCCUCCAGAGACCGAUGAAGGUGAGACGCUGUACGGAGAACACGUUGUCUGUCCGCCGCUCUCAGGAACCUCAGGCAGCGGGCUCUGUUCGUGACCCUCACCUUCACCACCGCGUAGAGGCACCAUCUGCUUGGGGCAGACAGGUAGAGGGGCAGCGCCAGUGGCAGAUGAACAUGCAUUUGUUUCCUGCAAAACGUGCUGAGGAGCCACUUCGUCGCCGACAGCAGAGUGACCUUCCCCUUCUUUCUUACUUUUCGGUUUCCGCUUUCUUGACGCUUUCCCCUCUCCUCCCCCUGAGGCGGCCCCGGCUCUCGCGCCGCUUCCACCCUUAGCUCCGGUCGAAGUGUCAGUCGCCGCACCUCUUCCGUGCAGAGGCUCCGUUUCGGAAUCUGGUACAUUGAUAUUUUCUCCCCCAAUAGUGGCAUACGCUUGUCGACUGCCCGCGAGCUGAGACGCACCCAGACAGCUUGCAGAGACCUGUGGUGAACUCAUAUGUUCACGUGCGCCGAAAUCACCCACCUCGUGUUGAACAGCGUUGUUAUGGUCGAACCAUGGUGACAGUGGGGGAGCACUUUGCCCCGUCUGCAUGCCUGAAGUGGAUGGCGAACUUGGUGUUCCUGCGGCAAGCUGAGGGGUCCGAUCCCCUGCAGAGAGGCCUUUUUCUCCACGAAAGAAUGGCGAGAAGUUAGCAAAUCGCCCGGGUACUUGCGACAUCUCAGGGCCAUAACCAGGCGCGGGCAUGCUCGAAUAUCCCAUACUGCAUGCGCCCGAAGCAUUGCCUCCAAAAGAAGCGUCCGAGAUAGGGUACCCCCCCUGAAACGGAGUAGCCGUUCCCGAGGCUGGCGUCCCCGGAAAAGUCACACCUGCGGGAUACCCAUCAGCCUUUCCGUAGUUCGAGGGAAGCCCCGGCAGAGUUGAUCCCAGACCUGGGCCAUGGGCAGCAAAGGGAUGAGCAGGAUAGCCUCUCAUCUGAGCCGACAUUGCCCCGACCGUGGGUCGAAAGCGACCUCCACCGCCUGCUGAAGAAGGGUCGCCCAUAGGUGCGGACCUUUCAGCUAGAGCGUCGCCCUCCUCCAAAUUCCCCGUUCCUCCGGCUGCUGCAUGCUGCAGACUCUGCCACGACGCCCCUCUCUCAGCGCCUCCCUCGCGAGGCGCAUGCUGGGGCUGGAAUGAUGUGUGACAGCUGGCGUGAGAAACAGCGGGUGAGUUAGGGUACGCACUCGCGGGAGUGUACUGGCUUGGCCGAAUAGGAGAAGGGGGACCCAUAAUAAUCGAGGCCGAUCGAGAAGGGCCUUGACUGCCAGUGUCACUGCCCUCUGUCAUAUGCACAGACCCCGUGCAGUCGCUACGGAGCCCAGAUGCUGGCAGCCCCGAACCUCCUCGGGAUGCCGAAACAGACGAAGUGACUGAAGAUGCAACAGAGGACCUGCGACGCGUGCGGUCGCCACUCGGUGCGUGGCCUGUCGCCCCACUGGCUUUCUGUCGCCUUCCGCUCCCGUGGCUGUCUGACCCUCUGACGCCUCUUGCACUCGAAUCCAACCCGGCCAUCUCGGCGCCAGAUCCCCAAGCCGCCCCGGACCCUAACUCGCCUGGGUAGGUCUCUGCGGGGCCUCUGCCACUCCAGAAAUUGCCUUUGUCGGCUCCACUUCCCCCGGCGCGCUUUCCCGAGCGAAAUGCGGAACCUUGGAGAUGACUUCCCCACCCUGCGUUUGCCGCGGAGCUUCCCGUAUCAGCAGAAAGCGCGCCGUCAAGGUACCCUUCUGCCCAAACAUCUCCUUGGGUUGCUACUCCUCCUGUCGAUAAGCUUUCUCGCGAGCUGGCCGAGCUCGAGCGGUUUUGCAGAUGCUCAGCCAUCGCCGGAUCCAUGUGGGGGGCGUCCAGAACAGCCCCCCUUCUCGCUCUGGAGCUCUGCGUACUGGCAGAGAACCGCCUGGUCCCUGCAAAGCCGCCCUCUGCCUCGUCUGGCAUGCCACUCACCCUGCCCUCCACGAAGGGAGAAAACGGCACUGGCGACGCAUGCAUCUGAACGCUGUUCACCCUUACAGCCGCGCCUGCCUCCUCCGCACCUGCCGGCAUCAUUGCUGGAGGGGGGACUACGAAAGGCCGCCGAGAGGCCUGCGGGAAAGGCUCCAUACUGUAGGGACGAGGGGAGUAAGACGAAAAAGCCAUAGCGGCCGCUGCACAGGCAUUGGCUGCCGCUGAUCGGGCAUCUGCCAACGCGCGCUUCUCCGCCUUGGCCUCUGCCAGCGCUGAGGCGCGUGCUAGCCAGAGAUCUUCGGGGACCAGGGCCGCUUCCUCGUCUUCACUUUCGUCCAUUUUCUCAAGCUCCUCACCUUCACUGGCGAAAACAGCGUCCCUGAAGGGGCCUUUCAGACCACCCCCCACGGCCUCAAGGAGACCAGCGCCUCCGCAGGGGCGGGAAGCGAAGGAAGGAUCCCCAUGUCCUCCUUUCAGGGCUGCAUCUUCGUCCGAUCUCUCGAGCAAAGUGUCAACACACGUGAGGACCUCACCCUUGGACUCAGCUGAGAAAAAGGCUUCGUUGAGGACCGGCAACCAGGGAAACGUAUCGGAGAGACGCCGCAGCCUCUGCUCAAUUUCCUCACAGGAUGAGGACAGAAGCUCCAGUCGUUUGCGCUUUUGUGCUCGCCUUGUUGCAUACGACUUGCCGAGCCGCUUUGCGUCCUGCCUCUCGCCAGCGCUACCUCUAGGUGCCAUAUUUCGAGCUGAGGUGGACGGCGACCCGCGAGGAGUCGGCGUCGGAGAUUCCUUCGCCCCCUCUUCCUUCCCUUGGAUGUCUGUCACGCAACCCUCUUCAGUCUUCACGAAAGCAGACAGCAGCGCCGGCGCGUUCUUUUCCUUGUCGCCAUCCUCCCCUGACCGGGUAAGCGGCGGACAAGAAACCGGUGUAAGCUGCAGGGCAGAGCGGUCGCCAAAGACCUUUGCAUUCCCUUCCUCGCGAGAUAGUCCAGCGCCCUGGGGAGGAGAGACCAGCUGUUCCCCCAUGUCUCCAAAGGCCUUUUCACCCUGAUCCGUUCCUUCUUCCCCCAGCGAAAGACUCUCCGCUGUCCCUGCCAGCGCUGUCUCAUCUCUCCCACGGUCUCCCUUAACGGUAUCACCCACCUGCUUUUCGAGUUCUGGAGCAGUCGUCUUGCUCGAUCUCUCACCAAUACCUGGUGAGCGCUCCCCAGUGUCUAUUAGAGCGUCCUUCUCUUUCUCUCGCUCUUUGUCGCCGCCACCGCAUCUACGCACAGUAGACAAGGAUUGUUCCCCCUCAAGCGGCGACCCAGGAGCGUUCUGGGUCCUCUCUUGAGGGCCUCCUUGUGUUGGAAGCAGCUGGUUGGUGUCGUUCUCACUGCCUUCCGCGCCAUCGUCGGAAUCACGCAGUGUCUGCUUCGCCUCCGCGCCCCCUUCCAGCCUCUUCUCUGCCG